Cataglyphis hispanica is the source of this 2104-nucleotide messenger RNA. Its product is annotated as fatty-acid amide hydrolase 2-A. Lineage: Eukaryota; Metazoa; Arthropoda; Insecta; Hymenoptera; Formicidae. Bases 395 to 1990 code for a protein of 531 amino acids. The record is from RefSeq and is a predicted model, not a curated record. The transcript has 13 exons.
GAACAGUGACGGUCGCGAAUUAGACGUCAGUGAUCGCUCGCUCGCUUAAAUUCGAAUCGUAUAUAAGUGAUGAAGAUCAUUCUAAAAAGAGAGAAUUGUUUUUGGUACGCUUUCCUAAGAACUCGGAACAAUUAUAAUUGUACAGUUGAGACAAUUCAGGGCUAAUCUCAAUGACGUGACGAAAUAUAUUAUGGAGCUAUUAAUGUUUUCCACGGUGAUCUCUAUUUUGAUUACUCUGUAAAUUUAAAUUAUUCAAUCAUAUAAGAUAUUGCAAACGUGAUUCUAACUACUUCAACGUGAUCGAUUAAUUAUCUCGAGGAAAUACAAAAUUUUUGAGCUUUUUCCUAAAGAAGAAAAUGUAAUAAAACUUUAUACAAUAAGAAUAAUCGAUACCAUGGAUGGAUUAACGAUAGUAAAAAUAUUAAUAAAAGCCAGCUUAUUCUGUCUCUAUUGUUUGUUCGGUCCAUUCUUCAAAUUACGAGGCUUGAAGAAAAAACGGCUAUGUCCGCCAAUUGAUAAUCAAAUCUUAUUCCAAUCAGCGACGAAAAUUGCGCAAAAAAUCCGCAGAAGAGAGAUCGGUUGCGAAGAAGUUAUCACCGCUUACGUGAAGCGAUGCAAGGAGGUGAAUCCGUUGAUCAACGCGAUUGUGGAGGAUCGAUUCGAGGCGGCGAUUCGAGAAGCUCGUGAUAUCGACAAUUUUUUGAAAUCGACGACAAUGGACGAGGCGAAAAUUGCGAGCGAGAAACCGCUCCUAGGUCUACCUGUUACGAUUAAGGAAAGUAUUGCUGUUCAAGGGAUGAGUCAUUCAGUGGGAGUAAAGGACACUCCUUCGAGGGCGACGAGCGACGCUAAUGUCGUGGCGAAGAUUCGUGAUGCCGGUGGCAUUCCUCUUCUUGUCAGUAACACGCCAGAAUUGUGCAUGUGGUGGGAUACGUUCAACAAAGUAACCGGUACCACCAGAAAUCCUUACGACACUCGGAGGACCGCUGGCGGCUCUUCAGGUGGCGAAGCUGCUCUUCUUGGUGCUGGCGCCUCUCUUCUAAGCUUAGUUUCAGACAUCGCUGGAUCGGCUAGACUUCCGGCAAUGUUCUGCGGAGUUUUCGGUCAUAAACCUACGCCCAAUUGGAUUUCAGUAGAGGGACACAAACCUAGUGCAAGUGACAAAAAUUGGUCUUCGUUUUUUGCAAUCGGUUCAAUGGUUCGAUACGCCUCGGAUUUGCCUCUUGUAUUGACAGUUAUGUCGCAAACUGACGAAGCGAAAAUUGGCUUUAAUAAAAAGGUACGGCUGGAGGAUAUGAAAUUCUUUUACAUGAACCAUUGCGGCUCAAGCGUAACUAACUCUGUGAAUAGUGAUAUAAAAGGCAUAAUUUACAAACUAAACAGAUACUUGGAAACAACAUAUAGUGUCAAAGUACAUAAAGCAGAUUUGGAAGAUAUGAAGUUUUCUCUUGAAUUAAGCAGCUUUAUUCUUCUGAAAAUUCAAGAUAUAUAUUCGAUGUUUAAUCGCUCGGAUGAUCCCAAGAAAUCAAAGAGCGUAUUUAUGGAAACAUUGAAGUAUCUUUUUUUUAUGUCAUCCCAUACUUUUCCCGCCAUAUGUUAUGGGAUAAUAAAAAAUAUCAGCGAACAAUUACCAGUCUCAGAAUAUAAUAAAUUAUUAGAAACGAGAAUGCGGUUGAAAAAACAAUUUGAGGAACUUUUGGGCGAUAAUGGUGUAUUAAUAUUUCCAUCUUUCAUUUCGUCGGCGCAUUAUCCAUACGAAAGUCUAUACAAUGUAUGCAAUUAUACUUAUAUGAUGAUCUUCAAUAUGCUAGGAUUUCCGGUGACACAAUGCCCACUUGGUUUUGACAAAAACCAACUACCGCUUGGGCUUCAGAUUGUUGCGAAUCCAGGUUGUGAUUAUCUGACGAUUGCUAUGGCGCAAGAAAUUGAAAGGACAUUUGGUGGUUGGCGAGAACCAUCAGAAAACAAAGGAUUUACUUAUACAACGUAGCAUAAAUUUCGACGAAAUAAUAUAGAAUCUUGUUUUCAAAGUUCAGUGAUUUAGUGUAAUUUGCAGUAGUUUAAUAUGUAUCAUAAAAAUCAAUAAAAAUAUGAUAUAUUGAAA